Messenger RNA from Neolamprologus brichardi, 921 nucleotides. NCBI's taxonomy places the organism in Eukaryota, Metazoa, Chordata, Actinopteri, Cichliformes, Cichlidae. The record is from RefSeq and is a predicted model, not a curated record.
UUUUGUGUCUCCUCAGCCACGACAGCCGAUCGUUUCUACAGGAUAGACCGAGCACAGGAACAUCUCAACUACGUAUCAGAAAUCUCCCAGGAAGAGAUCUUCAUCCUGGACCCUGAACUUGUUGUCAUGACAACUGUAGGCACCUCCCCCUCAGCCAUGGCCGACCUGGUUAACCCCGCCCCUAGCCCAGUAAACAGCAGUUCUUCCCCAAGGCAGCACAUGAACAGUGACAGCACAGAAGCAGAAGUUUUGACGCACAAUGAAGAACCUGUGACCAGCAAACUCAGCCGAGCGGGUUGUAUCCAUCGUUCCAACACAACGGCUGCAGAUACCAACCAAAGGCAAAGAUGGGAAAAGAGCCAAAAGAUGAGCGAAACAGAAAAGGAGAGAGAAAAAGAAAUGUUGAUGGAUUGUGUGAAGAACAAGGACUUGAAGAAGCUGCAGGAGCUGCACCUGAGGGGAGCCGACCUCACCGUCCUGGACCAGUCAGGGUGGAGCUUGCUACACCAUGCUGUUAGUACAGGAAGCAAGGACAUGGUGCGCUACAUCCUCGACAAUGCACCAAGUGAGCUGAUUGAUGUCACUGAGAAACUGCAUGGGGAGACGGUUCUUCAUCAGGCUGCGUCGCUGUGUCACAGGACUAUCUGUCAUUAUCUGGUAGAAGCAGGAGCCUCGCUCAUGAAAACAGACCUGCUGGGCGACACUCCUAAGAACAGGGCGGAGAAGGCCGAAGAUGCUGAGCUGGCAGCGUACCUGGAGAACCGACAGCAUUACCAGAUGAUCCAGAGAGAGGAUCAGGAGACAGCUGUCUGAGAUGUUUGAACUGUCCUUGGACAUGGAUGAAGGUUUUGUCUCCUUCCUCGUGUUGACCAGACAGAACGUGUUUUUGCCUUUGUGCGAGUUGAGCUGGACGCAGGUUCC